CAAACAAUCUGUCAGGCAUUUGGUAUGUUCUGGGGGCUGUUUUGCAGCCUAGUUUGGUUUUGGUUUUGUUGUUGUUGUUUUUUUCCCAGCAGUAAUUGGCAGCAUCACAAAAUGCAUUUCUCCCCCUUAAAUGCUUUGCCUCAUUUUGAAUCCCAGACAGCGGUGGCUGUAGCCACCCGAAUUCCAGCCCAAGCACAUCAGCCUGAGCUUAGGACCCAGAGCCCUGUUUUAGGCUUACGGGAUGUGACAGCUGAUGGAAAAUCAAUGAAGUGUGCUUUACGGAGCGUCAUAAUGAUGCAAGAUGAGGCUCAAAAGGUGCCUGCUUGCCUUGCAGGCUCGGCUGUCUGCCUUAGGUUUUAACCAGAUUAUUGUAGCCCCCUACUAGGACAAGAUCAAUUUGCCUAUGAAAAGAAAGGACUAUAUUUAAAGGAAAAGCUACAGCUGUGCCCAUGCUUUGUCUGAUGCUCUGUGCGCUGUGUUGGAGCCGAUCAGAUGUGGCUGCCCUUGGUUCAGUUGCAGAGAAUGAGGAUGCGCUCCUGAGGCACUUAUUUCAAGGCUAUCAGAAAUGGGUCCGCCCUGUGGAAAACUCCAAUGACACCAUCAAAGUCCUCUUUGGGUUAAAGAUAUCACAGCUUGUGGACGUGGAUGAGAAGAACCAGCUGAUGACGACCAACGUGUGGCUGAAGCAGGAAUGGAUGGACCACAAGCUCUCCUGGAAUCCAGACGAAUAUGGUGGGAUCACUGCUAUCCGUGUCCCUUCUGAGUCCCUGUGGCUUCCUGACAUUGUUCUGUUUGAAAAUGCUGAUGGACGUUUUGAAGGGUCCCUGAUGACCAAAGCCAUAGUGAAAUACAAUGGAGUGGUGACCUGGAUGCCACCAGCCAGCUACAAGAGCUCCUGCACGAUGGAUGUAACCUUCUUCCCAUUCGACAGGCAGAACUGCUCCAUGAAAUUUGGGUCAUGGACAUACGAUGGCAGUAUGGUGGACUUGAUUCUCGUGGAUGAAAAUGUAGACAGGAAAGAUUUUUUUGAUAACGGGGAGUGGGAGAUCUUAAAUGCCAAAGGUAUGAAAGGCAACAGGAAGGAUGGGCUGUACUCUUACCCAUUUGUCACCUAUUCCUUUGUGUUGAGACGCCUUCCACUGUUCUACACUCUUUUCUUAAUAAUCCCUUGCCUGGGAUUGUCUUUUCUAACUGUCCUGGUGUUUUACCUGCCUUCAGAUGAAGGAGAAAAGCUCUCAUUGUCCACUUCAGUUCUAGUCUCCCUCACUGUUUUCCUUUUAGUGAUUGAGGAAAUAAUCCCUUCUUCUUCCAAAGUCAUCCCUCUGAUUGGUGAGUAUCUGCUGUUCAUCAUGAUUUUUGUGACCCUCUCUAUCAUUGUGACUGUCUUUGUCAUCAACGUCCACCACCGCUCCUCAGCAACUUAUCACCCUAUGGCUCCCUGGGUUAAAAGACUCUUCCUCCAGAAGCUGCCUCGGCUGCUCUGCAUGAAGGGACAUGUAGACCGUUAUUCCUUCUCGGACACUGAGGAAAAGGAAACCACCUUGAAAUUAAAACUCUCAGGAAAGCAGAAACACAAGCGCAAAGAUGGAGAGAAGAUCGUGAUUGCCUUUCUGGAAAAGGCAGCUGAUUCCAUUCGGUACAUUUCCAGGCACGUUAAAAAGGAGCACUUCAUCAGGCAGGUUGUCCAAGACUGGAAAUUUGUAGCUCAAGUCCUGGAUCGGAUCUUCCUGUGGUUAUUCCUGGUGGUGUCAGUGACAGGCUCAGUUCUUAUCUUCACCCCUGCAUUACAGAUGUGGCUGAACAGCACUCUGUAGAAAAUGCUCCUAUGCUAACACACAAGAAGCCCAGUGAUGUGGGAUAGUGAUGCCUUUGAGAUUGGUCUCUCUUCUACAGGAUGGGAAGCAAUGCAGGAGUGAGAGGAGGUGAUGUCAGCAACAGGCAUUGGCUACUGCUUCCUUCACAUGGCUCUGACUGUUACAGCCUUGGUGGAGACUGGAAAAGGGCGCGGUGAAUGGUUGAAUCCAAAAGUGAAUUGGGGAUGCAUAAAUGAGUUACAAGUAUUUUACUAGUAGUUUGGUUAUAAUACAAGAUGAGCCAGGAUUAUUAGUUAUACUUGGGGAUAGUAGUUCUGGCACAACCAUUAUGUUUUACAGAUGUGUCAGUUAAAAUACUACUUAAUUAAAUAAAUUAGAUUGUAGUAG
Molecule: messenger RNA, 2201 nt
Organism: Coturnix japonica (Japanese quail)
Lineage: Eukaryota; Metazoa; Chordata; Aves; Galliformes; Phasianidae
Gene: CHRNB3
Product: cholinergic receptor nicotinic beta 3 subunit
Biological process (GO): monoatomic ion transmembrane transport
Cellular component (GO): postsynaptic membrane
Molecular function (GO): transmembrane signaling receptor activity; acetylcholine-gated monoatomic cation-selective channel activity
Source: RefSeq, a predicted model, not a curated record